This is a messenger RNA of Leptopilina heterotoma, 3023 nucleotides long. Its product is annotated as ankyrin-3-like. Lineage: Eukaryota; Metazoa; Arthropoda; Insecta; Hymenoptera; Figitidae. The transcript is spliced from 2 exons. The record is from RefSeq and is a predicted model, not a curated record. Gene Ontology annotation, molecular function: protein binding. Bases 306 to 2606 code for a protein of 766 amino acids.
UGGUUAUAAGUGUUUUCGACCUCCUCUUUAUUUACAAAUCAAUUGCACUUAGAUACUCAUGUAAAAUAAAUAAAUACAAGUUAAAAAGUCUUGGUUUCUGUAAUCCAAACAUUGUAAAAUGCCAUCAUUAGUUUAAUGUUUCGUCCUGGAAAAUCUUCGAAAUUAUAAAAACGAUAUGCAUUGAUAUUGCAUUCUAUUGCAUUCAUCAUGAAUAUUUAAGUGGAGCAAUGAUUCCUAUUUGAAUUGCAAAUCAUCGCCAAAGGAACAGAAAACUACCUCUGAAUCUAAAUCUUUUAUUUGUUGCCAUGGAUUUUACGAAUGAUUACAACGACAUUUCUGGUUACAAUGACCUGUUUCUCGCAGUCCAUAAUGGAGACUUAAAUCUCGUUCAUUCUCUGCUCGAGAAAUAUUCGGCGACAGAAACUAUACGUGACAGGACGUUGCUGCAUGUUGCGGCUGCAAGAGGUCAUGCAGCGAUUGCAAAACUGUUCAUCCCUAAGCGAGACAGAAUUAGAGAUACACCACUGCAUCUGGCGAUUAGGGAGAAUCACCCUGAAGUAUUCAAUCUUCUUCUAGAGGAAAGUAACCUGAAUGCAAAAAAUUGCUGGAGCCAAUAUCCACUUCACUAUGCAGCCAUCUAUAAUCGCCCUGAAUUCGCAAAGGUACUGAUAGAUAAUGGCGCCAUUAUUAACGUUACUGAUCAUAAUUCACAAACGCCACUUGAUGUUGCCUUGGAGGAAGAAAACGUUAAAGUAGCAGAAGUUUUGUUUAAACUUGGUGCUGUUCUAAGUGACAACGAUUUAAAAUGUGAGGUAUCUCUUCGUUCCGCAGUUGGGAAAGGAAAUUUUGAAAUGGUAAAGCUGCUCAUGGCGAACGGAUGUAACAAAGUCGAUGUUCCAAAUGAUGAUGCUAUUUAUUCAAAAUCUUCUCUUAAACUCGCAGUAUCGUCCGGUCGUAUGGACAUUUUAGAAUAUCUCUUGAAGAAUGGGGUAAUAAACAGCGCUACAGUUAAUGCGGAUGAAUUACGUUUAUUUUCGGCAAUUAUUACGGGUUGUGGUAGUUUAACUACUUUCAAAUGUUUAGUCGAUCUUGGUUUUAAGACGGAAGAGGCAGAACGUAUAUUUUUUUGUUCAAUGGUUCAAAGUUUCCAUGACAUAUGGCGAUGUUUAUUGACAUGUUUCUCAAAGAUUAAUGCAAACACCAUUUUCAAAGAGAAGCAGCUUCAUGUUUCAAUUCGAAUGGGCCAAAUGAAAUCGGUUAAAGCAAUCGUAAACGAACCAGCAAGUGAAUAUAAAUCGGAUCCUUUUGCUAAAAAAUUAGCUGUUUACAUUGCUGCUGAAUGUGGCAAUGAUGAAAUAUUAGAUAUUCUUUUAAAAGCUGAUUAUCCUGUCGAUAGUUUAUUUAAGAAAACAAGUCCUUUACACGUUGCAGCAACAUUCGAGCACCCGAGAUUAGUAAAACUUUUCUUGGAAGCUGGAGUUGAUGUUAAUUUACAAAUUCAGUAUGGUCUAACGCCUUUACAUUUUGCAGCAUGUGCAGGGCAGCCAGCAGUAGUCAAAUUCCUCCUUGAAAAUGGUGCUGAUCCCUUCAUAUCCUGUACGUUUAGUGGUGCACCAUUACAAAUGUCCUUGAAACUAUCUUCACCCAUGUUUUCUUCCAGACCUAUUUCUCGAUCAGUGUUUGAGGGAUUGGUAAAAGUGACGGAGACGCUAUAUCGGUAUUCAAAAACCGAAGAUGUUAAAAACCUAGUUGGAGAUGCAGCUAGAAUAAGAGUUUCAAGUAUCAAUAAUUCAAAUCCAGAGUCAAAUGGACUACCAUCGGACCCAUGUGGUUCUGAAUUUCGUCCCGAAAUCGUUAGAUGCCUAUUUAAUUAUCUAAGUGAUGAAUUAGUUGAAUAUUCUUCAGACGAAGUGUUAGAUGAUCCGUUUCCAUUAGCACAUACACCAGAAUUGUUGCACCUUCUGAUAGAUUAUAAUGAUUCCAACUGGUGUUUUCGAAUCCGCAUAAGUGAUGAUGAGAUCAAUUACAAGUGCCAAUUGCUCCUAACUAGUUAUUCUAGAAACAUUGAUAAUCUUUUAAAUACCGCAGAGACCAUUAACUUGAAUAUGGAUGAUUGCAAAAAGGCCCACAUAGAGGGUAAAAUAGCUUUUUUAAAGCUGAUAGUAUCGCGAGUAGUACUGUUAACCUCAAAUUGUUAUCAACCUUUGAUUGCAUUUUGUUCAAAGAAUGAUUUUAAUGAUUGGCGAAAUAAGUGUUUAAAGGAGAAAAGGAUAAUGCAAAGGACGAAAGUUGGUAAAAAUCUGAAAUUCACUUUCUAUGAUAUAUUGACGAAAUCAAUUGAUAAAGUUACGAUGUACACGAGCAACAAUGACUUUUCAAAAGCAAUCGAAUCUUCUAAUAAAAAAUUUCCGAUAUAUGCUGAUUUUUUGAAAUCAAUUCUCGAAAUAGCAGAAAGAAGAAGAAAUUUCAUCAACGACUGCGUUAGUUUAAUGUUUGAUUUGGUUCAAAACCGUCAGAAAAUUCGAAUUUCAAGAGCUGAAAUCAAUCAGAUUUUCAAAUAUCUCUCAAUUGUAGAUUUGAGAAGAUUUUCAGCGGCUUGUUCCUAAAAUGUAAUUUUAAUACAUUUAAAGCAAAGAUCAGUUUUUAUGUAUAAUUUGUUAUUCAUUUUCCUUCUAUGGUGAAAAAAUUAAUGUAAUAAUAUUAAUGUUCAUUAAUGUAAUAGAAUAUAAUUUAAAUUUUAUAAAUAAGUAUUAAGAUCACGUUAAUUUCACACUAUAAAUUUAAAGAUGUAUAUUGAAAUUACACCGUUAACUAAGCUUUAUGCUUUAAAACAAUGUUUGUACGUCGGUAUAUUUACAUUAACAAUCUGAACGUUUUUUAAAAGUUUGUUUAAAAUAUUUUAAUAAUAUGACAUUGAAUCAAAAAUAAGCUUUUUUAUCCCUCAGUGAGGCCUUUAUUUUUAUAUUCACUUAUGAGAACCUGUAAAUAAUAAUACGUUUUAUAAAGUACUUAAUACCUUAAAA